Messenger RNA from Priceomyces carsonii, 699 nucleotides. RefSeq lists its product as uncharacterized. The record is from RefSeq and is a predicted model, not a curated record. NCBI's taxonomy places the organism in Eukaryota, Fungi, Ascomycota, Pichiomycetes, Serinales, Debaryomycetaceae. The coding region runs from base 1 to 699 and encodes 232 amino acids. The transcript is spliced from 2 exons.
AUGUUAGCAAGCUCGUUUCAUGAUGAGCCUACAUUAGAUAAAGUAGUCUUCUUGUUACUUAUUGGAAUGCUGACAUUGAUCGUAGGUGGGAAUAAUAUUCGGUACAGGGUCAAACAUUGGUCUUCUGGUGGUGUCAAGUUGACCGGGAAGGGGUUUAAAGUCGUUACUGUGUCUAGGAAAAGCGUGGGACCUGUAGGAAAGCUUCAGAAUCAUAUCCAUUUGAAAGCAGACUUAGGAAACUUGUCCGCAGUCUCAGAAGUGUUCUCUCGAGUACGGGAAUUAUAUGGAGAGCCUAACCUAGUUAUAUAUAAUGCAGCAGCUUACUCGGUGACUGAUCCCAAUAAUGCGUUCGUCGACAGUGUUGAGGAUUUCGCUCAACAUUUGUCUGUUAAUACUAUUAGCUUGUUUGAGACUAUUAAAGAAACUAUCAAAUCAUUUGACAGGCUUCCCAGAGAUAUCAAUAAAACUCUAAUAUUCACCGGAAACUUCUUGAAUAGAUUUCCCUCUGCAUCAUUGUUGAGUUUGAGUGUAGGUAAGGGGGCUUCCUACGAUCUUCUUAGAUUGGCUGAUAUGUCUUACGGAAAAAAGGCUAUAAAUUUUACUAUGCGGAUGAGCGUACGGAAAGUGGAAAUGCUGUUUAUGGUGAUAUCAAUGGUGAAGCCCAUGCAGAAUUUUAUUAUCAACUUGCUGAAGGAUUAG